AUGUUUACUCAUAAUUACCAGCACAUCCUGGCCUUGGCAUUUGCUGUGAAGGAAAUCAAUGAGAAUAUCCACAUCUUACCCAAUGUCAGUUUGGGCUUCCACAUUUUAAAUAGCCAUUUUUUUGCAAGAUGGACCUAUCUUGCCUCUUUGGAACUUCUAUCCACAAAGGACAAAUUCAUCCCUAACUACAAAUGUGACAUUCACAGUAACAUUGUGGGAGUCAUUGGGGGACCUAAUUCCCAAGUCUGCCUCCACAUGACAAACAUCCUGAGCACCUACAAAGUUCCGCAGGGUAUCUGUGUGGAUUUCUUAGAAACAAUGCCCAAAAUGUCUUUUUCAGGUGAUGUUGCUGAAGAAGCAAUGACAUGGUUUGAAACAUCCCAUAUUGUCACAGGAACUACUGCCAAUGCUGUUAUUAUACAAGGUGAAAUACAUACUAUUAGUGUCUUAAGAUCAAUUUUCCACUUUGCCCAAUUUUAUGAUAUACCAAUUGAGAGCCGAGUGUGGAUUAUGACAGCCCAGAUGGAUUUUGCGUCUCCUGGUUUUCUAAGAGAUUGGGACAUACAUUUCCUCCAUGGUGCUCUAUCAUUCGCUAUUCACACAAACUAUCCUAGAGGAUUCCAGACAUUUCUGAAGGAAAGAAACCCUAUCUCAGAAAACAGAGAUGGCUUUAUCAGAGUCUUCUGGAAAGAUGCAUUUAAUUGUGACUUCUCAAAUUCCACUCUGGAUGAGAGAGAUGAGUUGAUUUGCACAGGGGAGGAAAAGCUGGAGACUCUACCUGGGACCCUGUUUGACAUAGGCAUGUCCGGCCACAGUUACAGCAUCUACAAUGCAGUUUACAUUAUGGCGUACGCUCUGCAUGCAAUAACUUCAUCCAAGUCAAAAGGGAGAGCAAAGAUGGGAUGGUUAAGACAAAAUCGACUGAAUGAAGAGCCAUGGCAGAAAAGACCCCGUUCCCUGUGUAAUGGCAAUUGUCACUCAGGUUCAAGUAGAGCCAAAAUAGAAGGAAAGCCGUAUUGCUGCUACGAGUGCCUUCCAUGUCCAGAAGGGAAGAUCACCAAUCAGAAAGAUAUGGAUGAUUGUUUGCCAUGCCCAGAAGGACAGUAUCCAAACAAGGACCAUGACUCAUGCCUUCCAAAACAUAUAGUUUUCCUGUCUUAUGAAGACCCCUUAGGGACCAGUUUGGCUACUACAGCAAUUGUCUUUGCUUGCAUUGCCACUGUGGUGCUUGGGAUCUUCAUCAAAUACCAGGACACUCCCAUCGUCAAGGCCAACAACCGGAACAUCACCUACCUUCUCCUUGUCUCCCUUGUGCUCUCAUUCCUUUGCAGUUUAUUGUUCAUUGGACAACCUGAAAAGGUGACCUGCCUUUUCCGACAGCCUGCUUUUGGGAUUGUCUUCUCAGUGGCCAUUUCUUGUGUAUUGGCCAAAACCAUCAUUGUGAUUUUAGCUUUCAUGGCUUCAAUGCCAGGAUCCAAGAUGAGGAGAUGGCUGGGAAAAGGAUUAGAUAAUUAUAUUGUUGUUUCCUGCUCCCUUAUUCAACUCAUUGUUUGCAUUGUGUGGCUUGUAACCUCUCCCCCAUACCCAGAUGCUGAUAUGAACUUAGUGGCAGAUGAAAUCAUCCUGGGAUGCAAUGAAGGCUCCACUCUCAUGUUUUACUGUGUCUUGCUCUACCUGCUUUUCCUUGCCAUUGUUGGCUUCAGUGUGGCUUUCCAAGCCCGGCAUUUACCGGACAGUUUUAACGAGACCAAGUUUAUCUCCUUCAGCCUCUUGUGUUUUUGCAGUGUCUGGUUGUCCUUUUUUCCCACAUAUCUGAGCACCAAGGGGAAAUACAUGGUGGCUGUGGAGAUCUUUUCUAUACUAUCUUCUAGUGCAGGGUUAUUGGGAUGCAUCUUUUCUCCAAAAUGCUUUGUUAUUCUACUAAGGCCUGACCUGAACAAUAAGAAACAGUUAAUGAGAGGCAAGAAAGUGGAAACAUAG
Molecule: messenger RNA, 1980 nt
Organism: Candoia aspera
Lineage: Eukaryota; Metazoa; Chordata; Lepidosauria; Squamata; Candoiidae
Product: vomeronasal type-2 receptor 26-like
Exons: 4
Coding region: 1-1980 (659 amino acids)
Biological process (GO): G protein-coupled receptor signaling pathway
Cellular component (GO): plasma membrane
Molecular function (GO): G protein-coupled receptor activity
Source: RefSeq, a predicted model, not a curated record